AUGAGCAAAAACAACAACAUUCUCUAAAAGAAUUUGGAAGAAGAAAACAUUUUAAAAUAGGAUGAGCUAUUCGAGAAAGUACAACAAUUGAAACAUGUAUCCUUAAACAUCCAAACCUAUCUCAAGAAUGAGAAGCCUUCUCUAGAUAAGCUGAAUAAUGAUUAUGAUAAAUCUAUCGAUAUGGUAAAAAAAUCAAUAAGUGGAAUUGGCAAAUUAUUAAAAUCAUCAUUUGGAUAGAACACUUGCUUUCUGAUUUGUGUUGUUUUUAUGGCGAUAUUCAUACUUUAUUUAUUGUGA
This is a messenger RNA of Paramecium tetraurelia, 297 nucleotides long. RefSeq lists its product as uncharacterized. The record is from RefSeq and is a predicted model, not a curated record. The transcript has 2 exons. NCBI's taxonomy places the organism in Eukaryota, Ciliophora, Oligohymenophorea, Peniculida, Parameciidae.